Messenger RNA from Dentiscutata heterogama, 208 nucleotides. The record is from the annotation of a GenBank genome assembly. NCBI's taxonomy places the organism in Eukaryota, Fungi, Glomeromycota, Glomeromycetes, Diversisporales, Gigasporaceae.
UCAAAAUUUUACCAUAAACCGUCAUUCUACAAGAUCUUCCGGGAAUGUCAAAACUUUACGUAUUGAGAACGAAAAGUUACGUUCUCAAAUUAAAAUGAUGAGCCUUAAAUGUGAGCUUCAACAACAAAGUACUAAAAUAAUAGAAGAAGCAGCUAUAAAGCAUGAAUCUACUGUGCGAUUUCUGCUUAAACAAAUGAACAUGGAAUAA